Lentinula edodes (shiitake mushroom) is the source of this 1128-nucleotide messenger RNA. RefSeq lists its product as uncharacterized. The coding region runs from base 1 to 1128 and encodes 375 amino acids. The transcript is spliced from 3 exons. Lineage: Eukaryota; Fungi; Basidiomycota; Agaricomycetes; Agaricales; Omphalotaceae. The record is from RefSeq and is a predicted model, not a curated record.
AUGGGUCUAUACUUGAACAAUCCCGCUUCAGUGCAGGAAUCAUCACCAAAAGACUGUUUAGCCCGUAACACGUUGAACGACCUUAUCGACUGCCUUGACGCGUUUUCUGUGUCCCCAGAUUUCUACGAUGCCUCUUCCUACGCUGCUGCUCAACCCACGGAUGAAGAAAACUCAGCAUGGACGUCUGUGAUAUAUUCGAUGUUGAAUGCAAAUGCAAAUGAUUGCGCUGAUAUCACCUUGCCCUCGGCGUUGGAGCACAUCUACGCUGUCACAACCUUUCCAGAUGUUGAUAUCAACAGGACAUUCUGCGUCCUUUCUGAGACUACUGCAAGCGUGUACAGUAAUUACACGAAAGGAUGGGGGCUGAUGGUCGUACCCGCUUCAGCUAAAGACAUCUCCCGCCACAUUCACCUUUCAGCGCCUCAUCCUCAGGCUGAUAUCAAUACGCCACAACAAGCCGGAGCGAUUUUCACGCUCUCUGGAGCACAUAGUUUGCUCAUCUCUGGUCGGUUCCGAUCAGCGUACGCGGUGCAAACGGAUUGUAUAAUUCCUGUUGGAGCGAAGAAAGUUUUUUAUAAAACUGAUCCUGCUCAUGAUGUGCGCGAACCUUUCAGUGUUGCUAAUCUGGUAAUCCGAGAAUGGCAAAAUGCCCAUGGCGGAUGUCCUUCAGAGACUUGUGCAUAUGUGCAAUUUCACGGAAAAGCUGCCUCGUCUUGUGCAGCGGAUACAAUGUUCAUUUCGAGUGGUCUCGGAAAUUCCGAUUCAUCUCUGUCAUGGUAUGAAGAUCAUUCACUAAAUAUCCCUGCUCGCCGACUUCGCGACAUAGCAAGAACAAUGUUUCCUAAUUGGAACGCCUCACUCCCUUCCGACGAUCCAACCUGUGUUUUGAGCGCUACGAGCAACGUUUUUGGUCGAUUGAUUAACGGCGUUCCGGGCGGCAGUGUCUGCACAACCGAUGCUGAUUCUUCAAUAGCUACAGGUGAAUUCAUUCAUAUCGAACAAGCGAUCGCGUCUAGGCAGAGUGACGUAUAUGAUCAGUGGGGUGAAAUUUUAAGACGCGCUUUUCGGACCAGUUGUGCGGAAGGAACGGUGGAGGAUAGCAAGAUAGGUCUUUGUGUUCUGGCCUGA